Molecule: messenger RNA, 417 nt
Organism: Penicillium diatomitis
Lineage: Eukaryota; Fungi; Ascomycota; Eurotiomycetes; Eurotiales; Aspergillaceae
Exons: 2
Coding region: 1-417 (138 amino acids)
Source: RefSeq, a predicted model, not a curated record
AUGCAUCUCGGCGCUACUUUGGUUGGCGUCUUUGCUAUGGCUGCGAUGGCGAGUCCGUUUGUCCCGCCCAAGGUCCUCAAAUAUACCAGUUGGGAUCUCGCGUUCCUCAGCGCUGCACUUCCCGUCUGCAACCCCAACGUCACCGAUUACAGCAUAAUUAUCACCCACCGCAGGGUCAAAGGCAACCUUGACUGCCAACCCCUUCCGAGUGACUUGAAUUCGACAAAUGUCAAGAGUAUCUCGUGGAAAAGUCCGAAUGAGAAUGAUGCCCACGAUCUCUGCAUGUUCAGCACCGAUGAUUGCUCCGGAGGGGAGGCGGCCUUGUUGGAUUCCAUCACCGAUGGCUGGGCGAUCUGUUAUCCGUACAACGGCUUCCGGUCAUGGUCGGUAGUCUCACAUGGGGCGUCUUGCGUUUGA